Messenger RNA from Durusdinium trenchii, 786 nucleotides. The record is from the annotation of a GenBank genome assembly. NCBI's taxonomy places the organism in Eukaryota, Dinophyceae, Suessiales, Symbiodiniaceae.
AGGCCGCUCAGAUUCAAGAAAGUAAAGAGGAGAGCAUUGAGGAGUUGGAAGAGAAGACACCAGCACCAGCCGAGAACGAGCAGUUCACGGUGAAGAUCUCCAAGGUCGGUGGCAAGCUUGGUGGAGCUUUGGACACUGUCUAUGAGACCCAUUGUGUUGUGAGGCAUGUUGAUGCCGGCGGCGCUCUUGCUGGUCAGAACAUUCAGAAAUACGACCGGCUGAGACAAGUUCAGCAGAAAGAAGGCUCAGCCUCUGCGCUCGUCAAGAUGAUUGCUGGUGCUUCUGAUGAACUGGAGCUGCUUAUCGAGCGGCCAACUAUGAAGGAUUUGGUUCUGCACAAGAAUGGUGACAAGGUUGGGCUCAAGAUUGACAAAGACAGCGACACCUUAGGACUCAUCAUCAAGGAGGUCAUUGGGGGUGCUGCCGCACAACUGCCUGUUGGCACCUUCAAGCCGAUGGAUCGGAUCGUUGCGGUGGAAGGCCAAGAGGGGAACGCAAAGAUGUUCGAGUUGAUCACGUCUGUGCCGAGUCCAAGCAUUCGGGUGUGCUCCUAUGGUGUGUAGAAACACCUGGUGAAAAAUGGUGAUGCUGUGACGGCAAUGCUUGCGUGUCAAUGUAAGGUUGAUUGGGCCCAAACAAAACUGAGAUCUCUCAUUCUCACGCGUCCAUAUGUAUUUUUGAAAAGGCACUCUGCUUGCCGCCACGUUUGCCGCAUGUUGGAGCAAGUAGCUCAUGAUCUCAUGUAAGUCCUAGCCUUUCAGACUCUGAGAUUUGAGCCCUCGUGAC